This is a messenger RNA of Ornithorhynchus anatinus (platypus), 1078 nucleotides long. RefSeq names its product gem nuclear organelle associated protein 8 (gene GEMIN8). The transcript has 4 exons. Lineage: Eukaryota; Metazoa; Chordata; Mammalia; Monotremata; Ornithorhynchidae. Gene Ontology annotation, biological process: spliceosomal snRNP assembly. Bases 159 to 848 code for a protein of 229 amino acids. Gene Ontology annotation, cellular component: SMN complex. The record is from RefSeq and is a predicted model, not a curated record.
GCAUGGGGGGCGGGACCCGCCUCGCACGUGCGCUUCCUCGCACGUGCGCUUCCCCGCCCGGUUUCCAGGCGCCCGCCGCGCACGUGCGCUCCCCGGCCGGUUUCCAGGCGCCCGGCGGCGGCGGUUUUGUGGGCUGUUUGGACUGACUCCCUUCCAAGAUGGCGGAUUCGUCAUUCAGAGACGGCGAACCCUGGUACUCUCGCCCAGUUUACGCAAGAUUCUGGCAGCAUUAUAGCCAAGCCAUGCACUGGAUGCAUCGGCACAAAAUCGCUUACCGAAAGGCCAUAGAGUCAUUCUACAGUUUGCCAUCACACCGCCCCGAGCCUCCGCCGAGCGGCCGCUACGCCGACUGGAGCGGGGAUGACCUCCCAGCCCCGGGCUGGCCAAGGAAAUCGGGCCAUCUUCAUUGGUCAGGGCCAAGGCCGGACACCGGGCGCGACUGCCAGGGGACCACAGAGGAGGACCGAGGAUCCACCACCGAGGAGGAGUCUGAAUCCGAUGGGGAAAUCGAGUGCGAUCUGAGCAACAUGGAAAUUACAGAGGAGCUCCGCCAGUACUUUGCGGAGACCGAAAGACACAGAGAGGAGUUGCGAAGGCAACAGCAGCUGGAAGCCGACAGCCAGGACGUGUACGUGGAGGCUGAUCACGAUCUGCACCUUCCCACCAGGCGGUCAGUGCAGCCUCCUGCAGAGAGACCGGGAGAGAGAAGAAUGGCAGAAAUGAAGAAACUCUACGGGGACAGCGCUGCCAAGAUCCUGGCAAUGGAGACAGCCAUGCAACUCAACUUCGACAAGGGCUGCGAUCAAAAGCAGCCCAAGUACUGGCCAGUUAUUCCUCUGAAGCUCUGAGCCGGGCUGGUUCCCUGGAGCCCCCUACUCCAAGGGAUGUUCUGGUGGCCCGAAACUGGUGACUCCCCGGUCCCCCAAAGCCUUUCUUUUCCCAGUGGCUGCGGGAGCCGUUACACUUCCUUCCUUUUCCCUUUUGGAGGCCACUAGUUGGGCCAAGUGGACGGUGUCGGGGUGGAUGGCAAAGUCAGGAUGUUUUUGAUAAAAUAAAAGCUUUGGGUCUUCUGGCAAAA